Molecule: messenger RNA, 585 nt
Organism: Cylicocyclus nassatus
Lineage: Eukaryota; Metazoa; Nematoda; Chromadorea; Rhabditida; Strongylidae
Source: the annotation of a GenBank genome assembly
AGCAAUGCUUCGAAUGGUGCUCAUUCUCGGUGUUUUGAUUCCGUUCACCAAAACGAACAAAGUCGAUGAUUCACCACCUGAUAUUAUAGAGCUGAUCCCCAAAGAGUUAAGGGAUUUCGUGAAUAGUCUCACUGAUGCCGAUAAAGUCGUUCUAGCCGAAAUUAGACGAAAUGCUACUUUCCUGAAUGAAGAACAGGGAAUGGCUGCUUUGGAGAUAAGAUCACCGAGCCUUGCAGCCAAAAUAAGAGAAUUUCAAACACUGGUAGGAGGAAAAAUUGACGCGCUAAUACCUGAAGCUCAGGCGUUCGCUAAAGAUAUAUUCCUCAACGCUCCUGGGCGACAACAAGAAGGUCUUCGACCAAGCCGCAUACAUAUGACAAAAAAGAUGCUUGAUAUCAUGGACCGGUAUGGAAGAUUGUCAGAUGCAGCAAAACUCAAUUUCCAAACGCAGUUUCCAUUUCUGGCUCAGAUAUAUGCAAAUGAAAAGCUGAGGAAAGUUUUGGAGGACAUAAACUAGCGGUGCAGUUAUCCUUAUGAUAUAUAUUGAGAAAGUUCGGCUUUACAGCCUUUUUCUCAAAGCCUUCU